Messenger RNA from Pistacia vera, 2769 nucleotides. Its product is annotated as putative receptor-like protein kinase At3g47110. Gene Ontology annotation, biological process: protein phosphorylation. Gene Ontology annotation, molecular function: protein binding; ATP binding; protein kinase activity. NCBI's taxonomy places the organism in Eukaryota, Viridiplantae, Streptophyta, Magnoliopsida, Sapindales, Anacardiaceae. Bases 1 to 2769 code for a protein of 922 amino acids. The record is from RefSeq and is a predicted model, not a curated record. The transcript is spliced from 2 exons.
AUGAAUACGAUUCUAUCAAUCUAUAACUGGGUAGAUCUUUAUNGAGAGAUUCCCAUUAAUCUCACUCGUUGUUCAGAACUCAGGACUCUUGACUUGGUCAUGAAUAAGCUGGAAGGGACAAUUCCUUCUGAACUAGGAAUUCUGUUGAAAUUAACAGGACUAGGACUUGCCGUCAACAAUCUAACUGGACCCAUCCCUCGGUCACUUUCAAACCUCUCGUCUCUAAAGCAGCUUUCUCUGUCAGAGAACAGUCUCAGCGGCAAUAUCCCUGUUGAGCUCGGCCGGCUGAAGAGGCUCAACAUGUUUCAAAUAUCGGCAAAUAAGUUCUUAACAGGUCCAAUCCCAACCCAGCUCUUCAAUAUCUCUUCUAUGGAGUACUUUGGUGUGGCGGAAAACCAACUUGUUGGAGAAAUCCCACAUUACAUUGGACUAACACUUCCUAAUAUCCGUGUACUUCUCUUUGGGAUUAAUAGGUUUACAGGGGCAAUACCUCAUUCAAUAUCUAAUGCAAGUAAACUUGAAAAGCUAGAUUUUUCACAGAACUUUUUUACUGGCUCAAUACCUGUAAAUCUAGGAAGAUUGAAAAAUCUGAUCAGGCUCAACUUUGCUGUAAAUAACCUCGGAACCGGGGAGGGUGAUGACCUUAGCUUUCUCACCUCUUUAGUUAACUGUACCCACUUAGAAGUACUCAGCCUAAGCAAUAAUAGCCUACGUGGGAAAUUGCCGGAUUCUAUUGCUAAUUUCUCAUCCCAACUUACCUAUUUAUACAUGGGAGAGAACCGGAUAUCUGGUAACAUCCCAACAGGCAUUGGAAAUCUGAAAAAUUUGAUCUCAAUAGGCAUCGAGAAGAAUCUUCUCACAGGAGGCAUUCCAAUAUCUAUGGGAUAUCUCUCGAACCUGCAAAUCUUGUCCUUGUUUGGAAACAGUUUUUCAGGUGAAAUUCCUUCAUCCCUUGGAAAUUUAACUUACUUGAUAGAACUCAGUUUAGAUGAAAAUUUCAUACAGGGAAGCAUACCUUCAACUCUAGGGAAUUGCCAACUACUACAGAGUUUAGGUCUCUCAGAAAACAACCUGUCUGGAGAUAUACCAUUUCAAGUUAUUGGCCUACCUUCCUUAUCAGAAUGGUUGGACUUGUCUCGCAAUCAUCUAACUGGGUCCAUACCCUCAGUAAUUGGUAACCUGAAAAAUAUUCGACUAUUAGACUUGUCACAGAAUAAAUUAUCAGGUGAAAUUCCAAGUUCCUUUGCAAAUUGUAUUGGCCUCGAGCGCCUACAUCUGAGAGAUAAUUCCUUUCAAGGACAAAUCCCCCCGUCUUUAAGUUCCUUAAAAGGUCUUCAAGACCUUGACAUUUCGCGGAACAACUUUACGGGAAAAAUCCCCAAUUUUUUGGAGACAUUUCUGUUUUUGCGAACGUUAAACCUGUCCUUCAAUAAUCUUGAGGGUGAGGUACCAAAAGAAGGCAUCUUUAAAAAUGCAAGUGCAAUUUCAGUCACAGGAAAUGCUAAGCUUUGCGGUGGAAUCCCAGAAUUGAAUCUGCAUAGUUGCCCAUCCAAUGGCUCCAGGAAAUUCUGGCAACGAUCCACUUUCAAAAUAAUAAUUGUAACAGCUUCUUUGGCUACCUGUUUACUUUUAACAUGCUUUGUGAUAGUCUGUUGGAGGAGAAAAGGAAGAAGAAAAGCUUUGCUUGAUUCUCCUAUGGAGGAUAAGUAUGUGAGGAUUUCUUAUGCAGAGCUCUUGAAAGCAACAGAAAGGUUCUCCUCCGCCAAUUUGAUAGGCAGUGGGGGUUAUGGUUUCGUGUAUAAAGGCAGCCUAGGCCGUGAGGAAACACCUGUUGCAGUGAAGGUACUAGAUCUUCAACAAAGGGGAGCUUCAAAAAGCUUCACUGCUGAAUGUGACGCCUUGAGGUGCAUUCGACAUCGCAAUCUUGUGAAAAUAAUCACUUCUUGCUCAAGUCUAGAUAACAAAGGCAAUGAAUUCAAGGCUUUGGUUUAUGAGUUCAUGUCUAAUGGGAGUUUAGAAGAGUGGUUACAUCAAAAUAAUGAAUUGGAAAAUCCGAGGCCAGAUCUGAAUUUGAUGCAAAUGCUGAGCAUCGCCAUUGAUGUAGCGAAUACAUUGGAGUAUCUCCACCACCAUUGCCACACACGCAUUGUUCAUUGUGAUCUUAAGCCAAGCAAUGUGCUACUUGACAAUGACAUGGUUGCCCAUGUUGGUGACUUUGGGUUAGCAAGGCUACUUUAUGAUAACCCUCCUCAAGACCCAACCAGCUCAAGUAGGUUAAAGGGCUCCAUCGGUUUCGUCUCUCCAGGUAACACCAACUCUUUUCUUAGAAUCUUGUUAAGGCUGCAUUUGGUUCUUGAAAAGGGUAACAGAAGAUUAAAAGAACCAAAGUAUGGAUUAUCUGGUGAGGUUUCAACAUAUGGAGAUGUGUAUAGCUUCGGCAUCCUAUUGCUGGAAAUGUUCACUGGAAGGAGACCAACUGAUGACAUGUUCAGGGAAGGCCUUAACCUUCAUAGCUUUGUAAAGAUGUCAAUGCCAGAUCAAGUAGCUGAAAUUGUCGACUCAACAAUUCUGGAAGAAGCACUUCAAAUCCAAGUUUGCAGAGGUAUAUUGCAACCAACUUUACAAGGCAAAAUUCACGAGAUUCUAGUCUCAAUAUUGAAAUUAGCCCUCCAGUGCUCCGCAGAAUUGCCAAGUGAAAGAAAGCAGAUCAAAGAUGUCACCGUGGAAUUGCAAGAAUUCCAAAAAUCAUUUCUGGCUUUCAGGCUAUAA